UAGCUCCCGCCCGGCCCCAGGCUGCGUGCCAGGCGCUCCCUUCCGCGUCGCUCUGUCCAUCCAUCCAUCCAUCCAUCCGGCAGUCCGUCUUGAGCGCGCGGCCGCAGCAGCAGGCCGGAACCGAGCGCCCCCGUCAUGGGCUGGGGAGCCGGUGGGAGCUGCACCCCGCGCCCACCCAUCCGCCAGCAGCCGGCGUCCGAGGCGCGCGUGAUCACUGUGGUCUUCCUCGGCCUCCUGCUGGACCUGCUGGCCUUUACGUUGCUGCUUCCCCUGCUGCCUGGCCUGCUGGAGAGCCAUGGCCGAGCCCACGACCCACUCUACGGCUCGUGGCAGCGAGGGGUGGACUGGUUUGCUGCAGCCAUCGGGAUGCCAGUGGAGAAGAGGUACAACAGUGUCCUGUUUGGAGGUCUGAUUGGCUCGGUGUUCUCAGUCCUACAGUUUCUCACAGCACCGCUCACAGGAGCCAUCUCUGACUGCCUGGGAAGGCGCCCGGUGAUGCUGCUGUCCCUGGCAGGUCUGGCCGCGUCGUACGCAGUGUGGGCUGCCUCGGAGAGCUUUGCGGCCUUCCUGGCCUCCAGGGUGAUUGGCGGCAUCAGCAAGGGGAAUGUCAGCCUCUCCACAGCCAUUGUCGCCGACCUGGGCUCUCCUCCUGCCCGCAGCCGUGGCAUGGCAGUCAUCGGGGUGGCCUUCUCGCUGGGCUUCACACUGGGUCCCAUGCUGGGUGCCUCCCUGCCCGUGGAAACGGCGCCCUGGCUGGCCCUGCUCUUCGCAGUCUCUGACCUGCUGUUCCUCUUCUGUUUCCUGCCGGAGACGCUGCCCCCGGAGAAGCGGGCGCCCUCCGUGACCCUGGGGUUCCGAGCUGCUGCCGACCUACUCAGCCCCCUGGCCCUGCUCCGUUUCUCAGCUGUGGCCCAGGGCCAGGACCCACUCUCUGGAGAAAGGCUCGGCCACCUACGCCGCCUCGGCCUGGUCUACUUCCUCUACCUCUUCCUGUUCUCGGGCCUGGAGUACACGCUGAGCUUCCUUGCGCACCAGCGCUUCCAGUUCAGCAGCCUGCAGCAGGGAAAGAUGUUUUUCUUCAUCGGCCUUACCAUGGCCACCAUCCAGGGCGCCUACGCCCGGCGGAUCAGCCCUGGCAGGGAAAUUGCAGCUGUAAAGCGGGCCAUCCUGUUGCUGGUCCCCGCCUUCCUCCUCAUCGGCUGGGGGCACACGCUGCCUGUGCUGGGCCUGGGGCUGCUGCUGUACUCCUUCGCUGCUGCUGUCGUGGUGCCCUGCCUGUCUUCCGUGGUCGCCGGCUAUGGCUCACCUGGGCAGAAGGGCACCGUGAUGGGCACGCUUCGGAGCCUGGGCGCCCUGGCCAGGGCGGUGGGGCCCAUGGUGGCCGCCUCAGUGUACUGGCUGGCGGGGGCCCCAGCCUGCUUCACCGUGUGCUCGGGGCUCUUUCUGCUCCCCUUCGUCCUCCUGCGGAACCUGAGACCUACAGCACAGACACUCAAGGCCGAGUAGCUGAGCCAGUCCUGCCUCAGGCCGGGGGAGCUGAGGCAGAAAAGUGGAAGGCUCAGGCCAGGACCACUCCCCACUGCUGGCCUGACUCCGCCCUUGGCCCUGGAGCCUAGCCCAGGGAGGCCCAGAGGGCCCGAGACACUCCUCUCCCUCCUCGCUGGUGGGAGGGACCUGGGCAGCCCUGCCUGCUGCACACAGAGCAGAGCGGCACGAGUGACUCCAAACCUUCCGAGUGACUCCAAACCUUGCGGGCUUUUGAUUUGCUGGUGUUUUACUCAGCAACUCAGGGUGUCAGUCUGGCAUCUAAAUGACAAAAUAAAGCAGCUAUUUUAUACCAAG
Messenger RNA from Hipposideros armiger (great roundleaf bat), 1842 nucleotides. It is a transcript of the gene SLC75A1, whose product is annotated as solute carrier family 75 member 1. Gene Ontology annotation, molecular function: transmembrane transporter activity. Bases 136 to 1506 code for a protein of 456 amino acids. The record is from RefSeq and is a predicted model, not a curated record. Lineage: Eukaryota; Metazoa; Chordata; Mammalia; Chiroptera; Hipposideridae. Gene Ontology annotation, biological process: transmembrane transport. Gene Ontology annotation, cellular component: brush border membrane. The transcript has 13 exons.